AUGCCUAGACCUAAUAGAAACAGCUCAAUAAGCUCGAAGUCAACACCCAGUCGAUCCAGAUCGGCCUCUAUCGUGGUGCCAACCGUGGUAACGCCAGAUCCAAAAAGAAACCACUCAUUAUCUAUAUCUUCCGUGACACUGAAUGAAUCGGUUAACAAUGACGUAUUGAAUGAUUUGAAGCUGCAGGACGCCUACAAGCCUUCUUCCAAGGGAAAGGUCCAUCUCAUGGACGAUGUUGAUUUGGAAAAGCAACUUAUACUUACUGCGGGCGGUAAACGUGAAUAUGUCUGCGGAUUUGUAUUGAAGUUGUUGUUUCUCUGUGCUGUAGUGCUGGGGUGUUCGGUGCUUAUUUUCUAUGCGUUGUAG
Dujonia railenensis is the source of this 366-nucleotide messenger RNA. NCBI's taxonomy places the organism in Eukaryota, Fungi, Ascomycota, Pichiomycetes, Serinales, Debaryomycetaceae. The record is from the annotation of a GenBank genome assembly.